Limanda limanda (common dab) is the source of this 881-nucleotide messenger RNA. RefSeq names its product collagen alpha-1(XXIII) chain-like. The transcript has 3 exons. NCBI's taxonomy places the organism in Eukaryota, Metazoa, Chordata, Actinopteri, Pleuronectiformes, Pleuronectidae. The coding region runs from base 438 to 881 and encodes 147 amino acids. The record is from RefSeq and is a predicted model, not a curated record.
GAGAGGGAGAGAGAGGGAGAGAGGGGGAGGCUGGCUCGGGUUUCAGAGACGCGCUCGGACUGACGGACUGACCUGCGGCACAUAGCGGGAGCGCGCCUUGGUGAAGCAGCGGGACCGACGGAGCAGGACGCACAGGAAUACGCGCAACGUCCCCGAGGAAACCAGGAUCAUCACUGACCCACUGAUGACACUGAAUGACAGAAUGACUUCUAUUUUAACUUUAGUCUAAGUUGCUCAAUCCGAGUGCUGCAAGGUAUCGACUCUGGGGACAGUUUGAAGAAGACGCACAGAGAGGGAGAGAGAGAGAGAGAGAGAGAGACAGAGAGAGAGAGAGACUCUCAUUAGCUCCAAAGUUGCAGGUCCUCUUCUGCAGCUCUUCACCAGAUGAGUAUAGGAGAUUCUGUGUUUGGAUAAAAACCAAAGUUGAAAAGUCUAAAAUGGAACAGGAUCAGAAGUGGGGAGUCUGUGGACCAACGUCCGAGCAGUGGAGGAGUGGCAGCGAGCAGCAGGAGAAGAAAGCUUCACAUCAGCCUCUCUGGAGGUUCUGGAGAGAUCUGUCCGGCGUUACGGUUUGCAUCGCCGUGUCCGUCCUGUGCCUUGGAGUUUGCGUGGUGGUUUUUGUGCGCGCCUCGGAGCUGCAGUCCCGGGUGUGGAGUCUGGAGCAGCGGGACGCGCAGGUCUCCGCCUGGAGGGGGUCUCUGGAGCAGGUGGAGCCCAUUCUCCUGGGGAGACUGGACCAGAUCCUGGAGGAGAAGCUUGCAGCGCGGCUCCCAAAGACACGGGAGGCGAGAGAAGCUCCACACAGCUGCCUUUGUCCCCCAGAUACAACUCUGAUAGGUGUUCACUCUUUGUUCAUCAGUGCAGUGACAGAUGAUUACUGA